Molecule: messenger RNA, 1357 nt
Organism: Acanthaster planci (crown-of-thorns starfish)
Lineage: Eukaryota; Metazoa; Echinodermata; Asteroidea; Valvatida; Acanthasteridae
Gene: ostc
Product: oligosaccharyltransferase complex non-catalytic subunit
Cellular component (GO): oligosaccharyltransferase complex
Source: RefSeq, a predicted model, not a curated record
AGCGAGCGUCUAGGAACAAGGUAGUAAAACCCUGGAAAGCGCUUCUGCGAGGAAAGUACAGUAUCCUGUGAAGAGGUGCGAAGAUGGAGCAGUUGUAUGCUAUUCCUUUUUCAGUUUUGGAGUGUCCAAACGUGAAACUGAAGUGGCCAACAUGGCUACACGCACCUUCAGCAAUGACUGUUUACUUUGUCGUCCUUAGUUCGUAUUUUCUUGUCACAGGGGGUCUUAUUUAUGAUGUCAUUGUGGAGCCGCCAAGUGUUGGCUCAACGACAGACGAAAAUGGCCACCAAAGACCUGUGGCGUUCAUGCCAUACCGAGUCAAUGGCCAGUACAUCAUGGAAGGUUUGGCCUCCAGCUUCCUCUUCACCAUUGGAGGCCUGGGCUUCGUUAUCCUGGACAAGUCCAACACCCCCAUGAUGCCCAAGCUCAACCGGUUUCUCCUCCUCUUUGUCAGCUUCGUCUGCAUCCUCGUCUCCUUCUUCAUGUGCCGGGUCUUCAUGAGGAUGAAACUACCGGGUUACCUGCAGGGAUAAAACGUCCAUCAUCAAUGCCAGAAGUGCCAUCAGUUCUCCGCUCCUCCCUUCUCAGUUGUUGACCUAUUGACCUUCAACCUCUUCCACCCUCAUCCCACAACAACAGAAAUAGCAGCUUGAAAUGGACAUUAUCAUCAGCCAAAUUGUUAACCCAUAAAUUGGGGGGAUAUUAAAUUGCCAUAAUUUUGCCAUGUGCUGGCUCUUAAAUUAAAGCUAUAACCAUCUUCAUAUAGUUACCAGAAGGCAAGAGAUACUUAUAUUCCACUGGAGGCAGAGGGCACCAGACUGUUAUUCUUUUGACUUUUUGAGCGAAGAGCAAUAAUGGCUACAGACUGUUUUUAAAUGAAGACAUUUGGAUUAUGUCACAUGUUCUUGAUCAUUUUUUUUCUACUGGAGGAAAUUGAGAAAUGUGAACGAGAAAGGGAAUGUGCAGUUAAAAUGAGGGAAAAUUCCUUGAAGAUUACAGUGCUCUUCUUGAGAACCCCCCCCGCCUGCAUUUUUCUGGAGCAACCUUGCAUAGCCAAGUACAAAUAACUGAAUGUAAUUCUGGCAUGUUUAGUCUAUUUCAUGGCUUUAGUGAACUUUACAUAACUGGACUUUUAUGUUCAUGUAAUUGGAAGGCCACUAGUUUUACAGAACUGGAAUUUUACUUAUUUGUACUAAUUGACCUAUUUUGGAAAUGAAUAUGCACAGGAGCCAAAACGAAGGAAGAGGGUGUGAUUUUCACUUAUGCAGUGAAAAAAAAUGAGAAAAUAGGGUUUCUAAAGAAGUGGUGGAAAUGUCAUCUUUGGAAAAUAAAUUGCUUUGAUAUUUGCUCCAAUGUA